This is a messenger RNA of Sphaerodactylus townsendi, 291 nucleotides long. RefSeq names its product phytanoyl-CoA dioxygenase domain-containing protein 1-like. The record is from RefSeq and is a predicted model, not a curated record. The annotation marks the transcript as partial. The transcript has 5 exons. Lineage: Eukaryota; Metazoa; Chordata; Lepidosauria; Squamata; Sphaerodactylidae.
GGAAGUGCAGAAUAUUUCCUAACCAGUGGAGACAAAAUCAGGUUCUUCUUUGAAAAAGGUGUUUUCGAUGAUAAAGGGGAUUUUCUGGUACCAAAGGAUGCAUCUCUUAACAAAAUUGGCCAUGCGUUACAUGCCUUUGACGUGGUCUUCAAACAAAUGACUCAUGCCUCAAAAGUACAGGCCCUGGUGAGGAAACUCGGCUUUGAGAACCCUGUGGUGGUACAGAGUAUGUAUAUCUUCAAGCAACCUCACAUUGGUGGUGAAGGUGAGUCUUUUAUGUGCUUUCAUUAG